AAAAGACAAUUUUUCAUAAGGCGGUGAAAGCGUUUUAGACGGUGGCCUUGUAAAUGUUGGUAGUCCCGACUGUCAGAUUGUUUAAAACGCCGGAUGUUUGGUUGUGUUAUCUCAACAUCAACAGUUUUGGAAUAAAAACAUAAAACCGUUCCUGAUAAUGACGACGUCCCCUUCCUUUGUUUUAAAAAAGAAUCUCUCCUCAGUUCGUAAGAAGAUGGCAGGCUCCAAAUUUGAGUUGACUGAAGAGCAGAAGAACGAUAUUAAAGAGGCGUUCGAUUUGUUUGAUAAUGAAGGCUCUGGGAAGAUCGACGCCAAAGACCUGAAGGUGGCAAUUAGAGCGUUGGGAUUUGAGCCAAAGAAGGAAGAAAUCAAGAAAAUGAUUGCUGAUAUUGAUACACAGGGAACUGGAAAACUGUCUUUUGAUGAUUUCUUGCAAUUGAUGACCAUGAAAAUGGCCGAAAAGGAUUCGAAAGAGGAGAUCAUGAAGGCGUUUCGCUUGUUUGACGAUGACGAGACCGGAAAAAUCAGUUUUAAGAACCUGAAAAGAGUGGCUAAAGAACUAGGAGAGAAUCUCACAGAUGAAGAAUUGCAAGAAAUGAUUGAUGAAGCAGACAGGGAUGGAGAUGGUGAAAUCAAUCAGGAAGAAUUCUUGCGAAUUAUGAAGAAAACCAGUUUGUACUAAGUUGGAAACAUACCAGGUGAUUUCGUAAAAUGCUAAAAUGACAGCCUUACAAGAAUUAAAUGCACAGUUUCCUGUCCUAUUCGCAAUUUAAUUUGUUUAAAAUGUAUUUGGUUUUGCAUUAAAUUGUAAGGCUAGUCUAGUCGUCUUGCGUGAAUCACCCUGUACCAAUUAAUUGUUUGGAAACGUCUAGUCACCGUUGCACAAAUUGUCAGUAUUGUAAGUAGUCUAAUAUUUGUAACUUCUUAACUCAGUCUUAAUCAUUUUCCAAAUUUUCAUGCAUUAUUUUUAAGAAAAACUCGUAUAUAUUUCUACUAAACCAUCAAAAACAACGUUGAAUUUGACUGUGAUUUUUAACCCUUUUUUUCUAACUCAGAUUUUCCUAAAAACAUCAAUUUUAAAAUCGACUCAUUUUUCUAAAAUAAAUUGUUUUUAGAAAAACCUGUCUGAGAAAAAAAGGGUUAAAAAUAAAAUUCAAGUUGUUUUUGAUGUUUUAGUAGAAAUACGGGUUUUUGUUAAAAAUAAAGCGUAGAAACAUGACAAAGAUGAGUGGGCAAAUAAUCUGAGUUAAAAGGUUACACAUGUUAGACCACCAUUGUAAAAUGUGUGUUGCACGAGAUGCUUUAUUUAAUUUUGAAAAUACAACAUAUAAAAAUAUAAAAUAUAUAUUUUUAAAUAACAUUCCUUCAAAUAAAUCAAUGGAUGAAUUAAA
This is a messenger RNA of Tribolium castaneum (red flour beetle), 1391 nucleotides long. Its product is annotated as centrin 2. Gene Ontology annotation, cellular component: centriole; centrosome. The transcript is spliced from 2 exons. The coding region runs from base 158 to 682 and encodes 174 amino acids. Gene Ontology annotation, molecular function: calcium ion binding. Gene Ontology annotation, biological process: centriole replication; mitotic cell cycle. The record is from RefSeq and is a predicted model, not a curated record. Lineage: Eukaryota; Metazoa; Arthropoda; Insecta; Coleoptera; Tenebrionidae.